Molecule: messenger RNA, 7437 nt
Organism: Danio rerio (zebrafish)
Lineage: Eukaryota; Metazoa; Chordata; Actinopteri; Cypriniformes; Danionidae
Source: RefSeq, a predicted model, not a curated record
AACCUCGAGACGUAAACAACGCGCGCGGGCGCAGGGAAUUAUGGGAUAUCUUCCCUCGGCGGCGCGGUGCCGCCAUGUCUCCAGAAGAUAAACGGCGGCUAGUCGUUUUCUCCGCUGUGGUCUUCUCUCUCUUCAUUCUUUUACUCGUUUUGAGCUACAUACCAGCUUAUUUGUACAUACUUUUUAUCUGUGUCGUGUCUUGUGUCGUUUAUUUUCAUAAAGCGGAGGAGUUACAGCUCUUCGAGAGACUAGGCCUCAAUCCACGCCGUGGCCUGAGCGUCCCGCCGGCUCUGCUGCGCUGGUUGCCGGGCAGGACUUUUAGCGGUGUCCCGGCCGCCGGCAGAAACAAGAUACGCAAAAGUGAUGCUAGAACCUCUUUCGCGUCACCCAGCGAUAGACACUUUGUGGGCUCGUACUAUAGAAGAGAGCAGCUCAGUGAGUCGGUGUUCAGCCCUCGGGAUAUACUCAUGGGAAGUUACCUCGCCAAGCCCGAAGAAAGCCCCUCCGCCGCGGUGAGGCCCGCCGGGGGAUCGGGGUCUUUCAUGCACCCCAGAGAACAGCUCCGGGAGAGACUCGCCCGACCCAAUCAUGCCGUUCACACCCCUAACAGAAGACUGUCAUUCGGGGACCCUGCAGGAAAUGCGAGCCGGUUCACCAUCACCCCCCAGAGACAUUACCCCCUUCAACAGACAGGCACAUCUCCCAUUGGAGUCAUGCCACCGGCAAAAUGGGAUGGAUACCGUAAGAAGAAUAUCCUCACCCAACGCAAUUCACCUACUGUUCACAGUCCAGUCACGGUGAAGAUCGCCAGACCAGACUCCACUCGGUCAUCAUUCUUUAAUCACCUGAACUCCCCUGGAGCCGUCACCUCUCCUGGGAUUGGAGCACAGGCUGACCCCUGCUCCAGAGAGGCUGUCCUGAGCGUGCUCAGAGAGAGCAGGAAGAGAGAGGUUGAUGAGGAGGACAAGAGUGCUUCCUCAGGGCAGAAGAGCAAAAGGAGGCGACAUGACAGCAGUGGAAGUUCUCAGUCAGCGUUUGAGCCUCUUCUUGCAAAUGGAGCUCCGUCUCAGCUCGUGCCAAAACCUGGCAGUCUGAAGAGAGGCAUGAACUCUUCUCUCAUUGAAGAGUCCAUCAUGAAGCGGUCUCGCACCUCCUCUGUCAGCUCUAUAAGUGGUGCUCCUGUUCCCAGUGGUGUACCUGGAUCUGUCCGAAAUCCCAUUCGCAGUUCCUACAGCUCCUCACAGGGUUAUCCACAGAGACGAGCAGCAUCCAGUCUCAGUCUUUCUCCCUUCACAAGCCCAGGAGGAUCUCGGUGUCAGACUCCAGAGCGAGCUGCCAAGAAAGCAAGGGAGGAAGAUGCUACCUCACCAAGUUCAACAUCCUUCGCUAAAACGGAUAAGGUGGCAGCUGAUCCUGACCCUUCUCCAAAUACAACUAAACUUACCCCAAAAUCUGAGGCACCUGUUGCGACAUCAACGUCAGACUCUGGAAGCAGCGGUGGCAAACGUAAACGCAAAAUUCAGCUGGUCACCACAAACAGAGGAGAUCAGAUUUCUUUGCCACCACCUCCUGAGGUUGGAUAUACAAUCACAGUGAAAGAUCUAGAUAUGGAGAAGAAAGCCGCUCUCAGCAAGAUACAGAAAGUCCUGGAGGAGCCUGAACCGGAGAUUCCUCCUCCAGCAUCUGAACCUGCUCCUGCCCCAGUUUCAGCUCCCACUUUAUCCCUGUUCUCUCAGCCAGCUCCAAUCUCCACAUCCGGGACAGCACCUGCUACGAGCGUUGUUCCCUCUCUGCUUUCUCUCUCCACACCCAAGCCUGAGACCACACCAGCUAUUACUACAACUCCUGCUCCAACUAUUGACCUAACCAUCACUGCGUCCAGCACGGCCAGCUCUGCACCUCUAACCCUCAUCUCAUCCCCCGCCAUCACUACCGCAUCUCUAACAGCUGCCACAACUGUUUCAACUGCACCAGCUUCAAGCAUUUCAAACCCCCUGCUGGAGUCUCUGAAAAACAUGAAGAAUAAUCCUCUUCUCACUGCUCCGACUCUGAUGGGCACUACCACUGCAGCUCCAGCAGUGCCUGUAUCCAGUCUUUCUGCUCCUGCUGCAUCCAUAAUCCCAAGCAGUGGAGUUGUCAAGUCUGAAUCGGGUCCCACUGCUCUGCAAUCCUCAUUCUCUGCCCCAUCCUCCAUAUCAUCACCUGCUUUCAAACCAGCCACCUCCAUGCCCUCCACCUUUGCUCAGAUCCUGGCCCAACCUCUUCAGCCCCCAUCAACCAUUUCAUCGCUGGGUGGAGGCAGCAGCCUGUUUAGCUUGAUCAAACCUGUGGCCACACCUGCAUCUGAGCCUCCCAAGUCUACAGUUGCCGCACCUACAAACACAGCUGCAUCAGUCAACAGCAUUAGCAAUCCUCUCUCAUCUGGGUUUAAGCCCAUUUUCAGUGCAGCAAGCACCACCCCUGCUUCAACACCCGAGGUCAAACCCACCCAGCCCACCUUCAAGCCUUUAUUUGGCAGCACCACAAUUAGUGGCGUUAGUGCAUUCGGGCAGACCAUCACACCGACAACAUCAACCCCUGCAGCUCCAGCCUCACAGAACAGUGCGAUGUUAUUUGGUGGAUUAACCAGUACCCAGCCAACAACAGUGCCCUCUUCUGCCGCCCCGGCCACACAGACUCCCUCCCAGUCUCUGUUUGGAAAAUGGUCCACACCAACCACAUCUGCUCCUGCCACAAACCCCACGUUCCAGUUUGGAGCUACAUCAACUACUACGGCAACACCUGCGCUGAACACCAACACUGCUAGCGUUGGCAGCGCUAACUCCGCUUUUCAAUUUGGUGCAGCAAAACCAGCUGCCGCCCCACAGGCCCAAAACACGUUCACAUUUGGCCAGCAGUCCACGAACCAGAACUCCACAACAACUCCAUUUGGUGGAUUCGGUGUGACCAGCAAUGCCACCACGUCCUCAGAAGCGCCCACAACACAAACCACAUUUGGAAGCUCGACUUUCACCACAUCAUCCAAUUUCCCAGCAUCCACACCGCAGGCCCUCGCUGCUCCAAAGCCUUUCGCAUUUGGAGCCGCCGGCGCAAGCAGCGGUGCAUCACCGUUCACAUUUGGCACCGCUGCCAGCACAUCAGCACCUGCAUUUGGGACUAAUAGUCAGCCUGCAUUUGGUGGAGUGUCAUCCGGCUUUUCUUUCGGAAACACCACCACACCUUCUGCAACACCUGUCUUUGGGGCCACCACACAGACUGCGGCCCCUGCACCUGCCCCAGCACCUACGUUCACCUUUGGAGGGGCACCAACAGCCAAUCAGAACACUGCACCAAGUACUCCGGCUCCUCCUGCCUCUGGAGGGUUUAACUUUGGGGCGUCACUUUCAUCAACACCAUUUGGGACCCCUGCGCCUGCAGCUCAACCCCAAGGGUUUUCUUUUGGAGCCAAUAACACUGACAGCAAGCCUGCUUUUGGAACAUCGACUCCUGCUUUUGGCCAGGCGUCUCCAGGAAUGUCCAUGCCAUUCGGCAGUCCUGGAACACCAGGAUUUGGAGCAAUGGGCGGCUUGGGUGCUUCACCAUUUGGUGCUUCACCAGCCAGCUUCUCUAUUGGGACGGGUACUAAAACCUCUGGGGCUCGUCGAUUACAAGCACGCAGGCAACACCCACGGAAGAAGUAACACAGCUGAAGUGAGUCCGACUCGUCUUUCUUGUCGUUUGGACUCUGUUACUUCCUCCGACUGUCCCAACUCUGCUGCUGGUCCAAACACAGACCUCAUCUCUACAACCCUCAGACUGCCAGGGCUGGUCAGGCUUGUAGGAUCAAGGCUCGUGGAGUGUAGAAUUUUAGCCCAAUCUCUCGCCCACCGAAUCUCAUCAUGACCUCACUGAUGGAGUCUGAUGAGGGCGUCUGGUGUUGGGGAAGGAUGGCGAACGGGAGUAAAUUAUACUUGAAAGAAAGAAAAAAAAAUAAGACUUUCAAAAUCUGGACUCACACAUGAAUUUCAGUCCAGGCCUUUCAAAAGAAAAGGAACUUUUUUGGGUCGAGUAAUCAGAUGCUCUUUAUUUUAAAUCCGGUAAUUACACCCUUUUUUUGUUUGUUAACCUACAUGUCAUGCUUUUCCAUCAUGCUUAGCAGAAUCGUCCAUUUUGUUAAGCCUUCAAAACGUGAAUAUUUUAAUGUUUCAUUUAAAGCAAUUUUCUUCUUUGAGUGAGCUGCAUAAUAAACAAUCUUAAUUUUACACCACUUGCAAUUCCUGCAAAUUCCUGCAUUUACACACUGAACCUCUAUGUUUUCUUGCAUUCGUUGGAUUUUCAUACCAAAGCUGGUGUUUUUACAUGCAACUCGCACAUUUUUUUCCCAUCACACCAUGGCCAGUUUACUACCUCUCCAUAUUAACCGUGCAUCUGUGUCCCUGUUGAUUUGAUGUACUCUGCAUAAUUAAAGUCGGCACUUAUCACAGACAUUGAUCUAAAACCUCUUCCAUCAGGCACUGGAUGUAGCUCUCAUUUGCUUCGUUUUCGUUCGUUAUUUCUUUUCCUUCGCAUUUCAUUGCUCUGCUCUGUGUGCCUUAGUGCGUUUCGCUUAUGGUUACAUAUUAUGGAUGAUGUCGGAUUUGUACUGAGAUAUGGAUGUCUGUUUUUUCACAAUGAUGCACAGGAGCGUUUGGAAAAUCUCAACCUUAUUUUUGAUCACUGACUAAAAGAAUCCAAUUUCAAUCUCUGCAAUUUUGAGUGAAAAUGUGUUUUGGAGAUUAACAUUUGAGUAGGUGUUGAAUUCAAAUAAGUGCAAAAAAUAAAAAUUUAAAAGUGCCCCCUUAAAACGUGACCUUUAGGAGUAAGAAGAAUGCAUUUAUCUGACUGAAUGUUGCUUUAAGAUGAUUUUGCUUCUACACAUUCAGAUUUGAUUUAUCAUCGAGAGGGUUUAAUGCUUAUUUAUAUCUACCUUUUAUUUGGUUUAGUUUUUAUGUGCAUGUAUACCAUUAUUACCCAAUUCUGUAUGAACCAUUCCUGGCUUUGUAUGAAUCCUAUGGUUUGUGCAUGCUUGUGAUGUGUUUUAAAAUGCCAAGAUAUAGCAAAUAUUCCACCUGCAGUUGAAACGGCAUGUCUUAGGAAUGUUCCUGAAUCAGUAUCUGUUGGGAAAUGGAGUCAAGACGUUAUGUGGACCGCCGAUACACUGAGUUUGAGUCUUAAUGCAAUUCUCAGGUCUAUUAAAGGGAUGGUUCACCACAAAAAUUACAUUUGCUAAUAAUAUAAUCACUUUUCUUCAGCAAGAUGUAAAAGACUUAUCUGGUCCUUGGUGGUUGAUAGAAUGCAAGUAUUUGGAAAAUUAAAUUCCUGAAGCUCGUUGAUAUAUUGAGUUCUUAUGAAUUCUUUGCAGGAAACUGAUGUAUUUAGACUAUCAUAGUGCUGGUGGUAGCCACUGACUUGCUUGAAUCACCAAGACUGCAUUUAAAAAUGAUUUACAAAUGAAGAAACACUCCAUUAAGUAACAGUUUGUUUUUUUUAAAUAACUUCAUUUCACAAAUCCCCUUGAGUUAAACAGUUGAGUUUUUUUUUAUUUAUCUAUUUAGUUUAUAUUCAUGUCUGACGGCACUUUUAGCUUAGCUUAGCAUAAUCAUUGAUUCAAAUUAGACUGUUAGCAUCUCUCUCAAAAAUGACAAAAAGAGUUUCAAUCUUCCUAUUUAAAUCUUGACUUUUCUAUAGUUACAUUGUGUAUUAAGACUUAUGGAAAACGAAAAGUUUAGUAACUUUGUUGCCGGACCACAGCCACAACAGGUGCAACAUUAUUAUGCAGCACUUGAGUCUUGCAAACAUCCAUACAUUUGCGAGACACAAUUCAAAACAUAUUUACUUUAUUGCAGAUACAGAGCCAUUUCUAUUUGAACUGGAAUACAUGGGAGUAUCCAAUUUUAAGGCGCUGCUUAAUAUCAUUGCACAUGGUACGACUGCAAAGUUCGUUGAUUAUUACGCUGAAAUGAAAGUAUGUAGUUCCUAGUCGUAUUGACCUAAAAAAUAACAUUUCAUUUUCAGUCUGUCUUAGUACAUAAUGAAACUACAAAAAAGUGAAGCUUUUAAAUAAGAAAAUUACCAAAACUCUUGUCGUUUUUAAGAGUGAUGCUAAUGGUAGCUAAUCAUAGAUCAUUGAAUCGGAUUAGACCUUUAGCAUCUCUCUCAAAAAUGACCAGAGUUUCGAUCUUCCUAUUUAAACCUUGACUUUUCUGUAGUUACAUUGUGUACUAAGACUAAUGGAAAGCGAAAAAUUUUACGUUUAGUAACUUUGUUGCUGGACCACAGCCACAACAGGUGCAGUGUUAUUAUGCAGCGCUUGAAAAUUUUGCAACCAUCCAUACAUUUGUGAGAGACAAUUCAGAACAUAUUUACUUUGGUGCAGAUACAGAGCCAUAUCUAUUUGAAUCAGAAUACAUUGAAGUAUCCAAGGUGCUGUGUAAUAUCAUUGGACAUGGUACACUUAUGGUACAGCAGCAAAGUUCCUUGAUUAUUACACUAAAAUGAAAGUAUAUAGUUUCUAGUCGUAUCAACCUAGAAAAUACCAACAAUUUUUUUAUUUUCAGUCUGUCUUAGUACACGAUGAAAUUACAGAAAAGUGAAGCUUUAAAUGGGAAAAUUACCAAAACUCUUGUUGGUUUAAGAGUGAUGCUAAUGGUCUAAUCUGAUUCAAUGAUCUAUGCUAAGCUAAGCUAAAACUGCUCCCUCGAGACCAGGACUGUAAAACUCAACUGUUUAACUCUGGAUUACUUUUUUAAAAAUGAGCUUUUAAAAUAAUGUCAGUGUUCUUUAUUAGAGGAAAACAAAAUUGUAUUAUUUGGGCGAAGUAUCCCUUGAUGUAUGAUUUAGUUUUCAGUUAUUAUUUUAUAUUGACUAUCAAACACUGGAUUUAAUUAGUAUUUCAAUGCACAAUAAAUAUGGAAGCACAAAAGCAGCAUUGAUUUUAGACUUUCAUCAUAUCCCCCUAAUAUUUUUCGGCCUGAAGAAAAUCCCUGAACCCGAGACUGUUAAAUGUUUUGGGUUGUAGCCAUGCAUGGCGUUCCUUAUCUGGAUUCUAACAGCAUAAUUUGUAAUGAUAAAUCCAUUUUGGAGUAUCCUCAUGCCCAGACAGAUGUAGAGAGGCAUGAGGCGAGGCUUUCGGUUUAUUAGAAAGCCGUACCAAAUACAAGACUGUUUGGAAAUAAUGAGAUGCGUGUUGAGAGCUGGAUUUCUCAAGCUGUGACUGUUUGAGAGCUGUUGUACGUAGUUGUAUGUUUUUCAGGUGUUUCUGUUAAGUGAAUGCUCACAGUUUGUGUGUAAAAAUGACCGUUUCCCGAUAACCCUCGAAGCGUGAGUGCAGUUCUGAAUGAAGCGACACACGAGGACUGUUGUGUCCGCUUGAAUGCUCUGAUGACGACAUGCUGGUUUUGAAUAAAAAUGUAAAGUCGA